This is a messenger RNA of Hippopotamus amphibius kiboko, 309 nucleotides long. RefSeq names its product 60S ribosomal protein L30-like. Gene Ontology annotation, cellular component: cytosolic large ribosomal subunit. Lineage: Eukaryota; Metazoa; Chordata; Mammalia; Artiodactyla; Hippopotamidae. The transcript has a single exon. Gene Ontology annotation, molecular function: RNA binding; structural constituent of ribosome. The record is from RefSeq and is a predicted model, not a curated record. Bases 1 to 309 code for a protein of 102 amino acids.
AUGGUGGCAGCAAAGCAAGUGGAAAGUCGCUGGAGUCAGAUCAAUUCUAGGCUCCAACUGGUUAUGGCAAGUGGAAAGCAUGUGCUGGGGUACAAGCAGACUCUGAAAAUGAUCAGACAAGGCAAAGUGAACCUGGACAUCCUUGCCAACAACUGCCCAGCCUUGAGGAAAUCUGAAUUAGAGUACUCCACCAUGUUGAUCAAAACUGGCGUCCAUCACUACAGCAGCAAUAAUAUUGAAGUGGACGCAGUGUGUGGAAAAUACUACAGAGUAUGCACACUGGCUCUCGUUGAUUCAGGUGAUGAUUAG